AGAGCAGCUAUUGAAGAGAAUGGAGUGCAGCCCGUCUCCCAUCGCCUCCUGAUCACCAGGAGCAAUCGAGGGGAAGCAAUAGUUGCACGGAUUUUUUUUUACAUGUCAAACAUUUCUUUACUGCUGGCUGAAGUGGGAGGACGCUUCCAAUUUGUAAUGCUGAAAUAUGAGAGAACGGAACCGGGGCGGGUGAAGGCACAUGGGAGAGGACUGUCCGUGUACUCGGGGCUCUAAAAGGAGGAAAAAAAACACGCUUGGAAGUGGAUUUGGCGAAGUGGGAUGAUUAUAAAAAGUUUAAGUUCCGGACGAAGCUCUGCACACCAACCACGCCAAUGGAUAUAAAGAGUGAGAGAGCUGCGGACUGCGAACAUUUCAUGUAACCUCUCAUUCAGAGUUGGAAGAUCCCAAACUCCGAUAGAAGACCAGCAUUGUGUUGGGAAGUGGGGCCAACAUGUUGCGGUGGUCUUUGACAGCUUUGAGUCUUUCAUGGACUUUUUUCCUCUGCAACCCGAGCACCAGUUCUGCACAAGAGAGACAGGGUUAUCUGGUCGCUGCCCCCUCGGUGUUUCGAGCCGGCGUGGAGGAGAGUGUGAGCGUGACCAUCUUCAAUGCGAAGGCAGAAACGCGCGUCCAGGUGCAGCUGACGGUGAAGGGGCAGUCGGUCGCACACAGCCACGGCUCACUGCUCGACAAAGGCACCAUCAAACUAAAGGUUCCCACUGGGCUGAGAGGCCAGGCCCAUCUGAAGGUGUGGGGGAACCGUCACCUGACAGAGGGAGGUUACAUCUUCCACAACUACACCACCGUCACAGUGGAGAGCAAGGGCACAGCUGUCUUCAUCCAGAUGGACAAGCCCAUCUACAAACCCAAACAUAAAGUGUUCAUCAAUGUCUACACAGUCACCCCCGACCUGAGGCCAGUGAAUGACAAGAUUGAGGCGUAUGUUUUGGAUCCAAGAGGGUCCAGGAUGGUCCAGUGGAAAAGUCUGAAGUCUGUCUGCUGUGGCGUUGUGAACAUGAGUUUCCCUCUGUCGGACCAGCCUGUGUUUGGAGAGUGGUUUAUAUUUGUGGAGGUGCAGGGCCACACCUAUAACAAGUCGUUUGAAGUGCAGAAAUAUGUGAUGCCCAAGUUUGAGUUGAUGAUUGAUCCUCCAAACUACAUCCGUGAUCUGAGCUCAUGUGAGCAGGCAACUGUCAGAGCCAAGUAUACGUUUGGGAAACCAGUCACAGGGAAGUUGACAGUGAACAUGACGGUGAAUGGAGUGGGGUACUACCGUCACGAGAUGGGCCAUCCUGUGAUCAAAAACAUGGAGAUCAAAGGCUCGGCAAACUUCAGCCUGUGUGUCAAAGACAUGAUGCCCGUGGAUGUGGCCGACCACUUCAGGGGAACUGUAAGCAUUUGGGCGUCAGUGACCAGUGUGGAUGGGAGCCGGCAAACCACAUUUGACGAUUCAACACCCGUCCAUAAACAGCUGAUCGACAUCAAAUACUCCAAGGACACUCGCAAACAGUUCAAGCCUGGUCUGCCCUACAAAGGGAAGAUCGAGGUUACCUACCCUGAUGGGAGUCCAGCUGAUGGGGUGAUGGUGCGUGUGAAGGCGGAGCUGACCCCCAAAGACAACGUGUACACCAGCGAGCUGAUCUCCAAGGACGGCCAGGCCACGUUUGAGAUCCCCUCCAUCCCCACAGCAGCCCAGUAUGUCUGGCUGGAGACCAAGGUGACGUCCAUUGAUGGUAAGACAGUGGGGGACCAGUACCUGCCCAGUUACCUGUCCAUCAGCAGCUGGUACUCUCCUAGCAGGUGUCACAUCCAGAUCCAGAGCCCCGGAGCCCCACUCAAGGUCGGCCAAGAAGCAGAAGUGGCUUUUAAAUCUACCUGUCCCUGUAACUUCACGCUGCACUACGAGGUGGCGUCCAGAGGGAACAUCAUCCUGUCGGGACAACAAGCUGCCAACCUGACCGCCUCGCACCGAGGGAAACGGGCGACUGUCACCUUCGACAAAAACAUCCAUACCACCCAGCUGCCUCCAUCUCCCUCUGGUGUUGCAGGCUCUUCCUCCUCCCAGGCGGAGAUGGACAGCUGUGUGUCGUAUCUACGUUUCCCCGUCAGCCACAGCAUGGCACCGCUCAGCCGCCUGUUGGUGUACUACGUGAGGGAAAACGGAGAAGGCGUCACGGACAGUCUGCAAAUCCCCAUCGAGCCCGACUUUGAGAACAAGGUUUCUGUUUCUCUGUCGAGUAACGAGUCUCUGCCCGGGGACCCUGUGACUCUACGUGUCCGUGGAGAAAAAGGGUCCUGUGUGUGUGUAGCCACUGUCGAUAAAAGCCUUUACCUGUUGAAGCCUGACUUCCAGCUCAGUCCAGACAAGGUCUUUAAAGAGCUGGCCGAUUUCGAUGUCUCGGAUGCCUUCGGGAUUCCCAAAGAUGACGGACACUUCUGGUGGCCAGGGCUGUCUUCAAGGAGACGCAGGCGCUCCUCUGUGUUCCCAUGGCACUGGGACAUCACCAAGGAUGCACGCUUUGCUUUCUCAGAAACAGGGCUGGUUGUGAUGACAGACAUGGUGAGUUUGAACCACCGGCAGAGUGGAGGCAUGUACACGGACGAGGCCGUUCCCGCCUUCCUGCCGCACACCUCCACCUUAGUGGCUGCCAUGCACUCUCGACCCACAGCCAGAGCAGAGAAGCGAAGGCGUACAUUUUUCCCAGAGACUUGGGUGUGGCACUGCCUCAACGUCAGCUCUGAGAGCGGGGAGGCCGAGCUGCGAUUGGAGGUGCCGGACUCGAUCACCACAUGGGUGACAGAAGCCAUCGGCCUGUCGGAGGAGAAGGGUCUGGGCUUAGCAAAGAGAGCCGAGCUUCGAACCUUCAAGCCCUUCUUCGUUGACUUCACGUUGCCCUACAGUUUGAUCAGAGGGGAGCAGACCAAGGUCCCCGUCACCGUCUACAACUACCUGCCAACCUGUGCUGAGGUUCAUGUUAAAGUCUCCGUCCCCAAAGGCAUAAAGUUUAUCGGUCACCCUGGAAAGCACCAUCUGACCAGGAAGAAGUGUGUUGCUCCCGGAGAGGCGACACCCACCUCCAUCGUGCUGUCGUUCACUGAACUAGGGUCUGCAAACAUCACAGCCCGCGCUAUCGCCUACAGUGAACCAAGCUGCUGUGCAGAUGGACUGCAAGCCGGCAAAACGAGUAACGAUGUGGAAGAUAGAAGAACCCCGAUCGGUCUGGAUUAUGUUCGUAGAACCGUCCAAGUGGAGCCAGAAGGCCUUCCCAGGGAAUACACCUACAGUGUCUUCUUCUGUCCCAAUGAGAGAAUCCACAUUUCCACCCCCAACAAGUACGAGUAUCAGUAUGUGAAAAAGCCGGCCAAGAUGAGCCAGUUCCAGGUGGCAGUGAAGACGCACAACGACGCCCACUUCGCCCUCUCUGCCAGCCCCCACGACAGUGCGGAGAUGCUGGAGAUCGUGCUCGGGGGCCGGCAGAACACUCGCUCCUGGAUCUCGUUGGGGAAGAUGGGCGAGCCUCUGAUCACUGCGGCCACACCGGGCAUCCUCUCCUGGGACGAGUUCCGCAGCUUCUGGAUCAGCUGGAAGGGAGGCGUGGUGCAGGUGGGCCAUGGUUUACAUCCAUCAAAUGAGUCAGUGAUCCUGCAGUGGACAGGCCAAUUCCACGGACAGGUUCGUCAUAUCGGCUUCUCAACGGGCUGGGGGUCAGUCGGGGAGUUUAAGAUCUGGAGGAAGGAAGACUCUGAUGAGAACCACAAUGAGGCCUUCACUCUGGGGGUCCCGCACAACAUGGUGCCUGGAUCUGAGAGGGCCACAGCGUUUAUGAUUGGGGACGUGAUGGGGCCGACCCUCAAUAACCUGGACAAGCUGCUGCGGCUGCCCUUUGGAUGUGGAGAGCAGAACAUGAUCCACUUUGCCCCCAACGUCUUUGUUCUGAAGUACCUGCAGAAGACCCGGCAGCUCAGCUCUGACGUUGAGACGGAAGCAACUGACUACCUGCUGCAAGGCUAUCAGAGACAACUGACCUACAAGCGGCAAGAUGGAUCCUACAGCGCCUUCGGAGAGAGGGAUUCCUCGGGCAGUAUGUGGUUGACGGCAUUUGUGCUAAAGUCCUUUGCUCAGUCUCGUGGUUUCAUCUUCAUUGACCCCGAGGAGCUACUUGCAGCCAAGUCCUGGCUCAUCAAACAUCAGCGAGACGAUGGCUCCUUCCCCGCCAUGGGACGCAUCCUCAACAAAGACCUGCAGGGAGGGAUCCAUGGGAAGAUUUCCCUCACAGCCUAUGUGGUGGCAGCUCUCUUAGAGACAGGGAUAAGCACAGAGGAGGAGAAGGUGGCAGUGGCCAAAGCAAAGGACUUCCUGGAGAGCAACACGUACUCUGCAGACGACCCGUAUACCACGGCGCUGUCUGCGUAUGCCAUGGCUCUGCUGCGCAGCCCCUACGCCCCGCUGGCCCUGCGCCGCCUCAACCACAUGGCCAUCACACAAGAUGGACUCACCCACUGGAGUCUGACAGGCAGCACUAUGACAGAUGAGGACACCUUCAUGGGCUUCAGUGAUGGCCUCUCUCAGUCAGUGGUGUCAGCGGAGGUGGAGAUGACAGCCUACGGUCUCCUGACGUACACUCUGCUUGGGGAUGUUGCGUCGGCCCUACCUGUGGUCAAAUGGCUGUCCCAGCAGAGGAACGCUUUGGGGGGCUUCUCCUCCACACAGGACACGUGUGUGGCUCUGCAGGCUCUGUCGGAGUACGCCAUCCUGUCCUACGUCGGCGGGGUCAACCUCACGAUCUCACUGGCCUCCACCAACCUCGACUUCCAGGAGACCUUUGAACUCAACAGAGACAACCAGAAAAUCCUCCAGAGUGCCAAGAUCCCCAGUAUCCCCACAGGCCUUUUUGUCAGCGCUAAAGGAGAAGGCUGCUGUCUCAUGCAGAUUGAUGUAUCCUACAACCUACCUGACCCAGUAUCCAAGCCGGCCUUCCAGCUCAAGGUGGACCUGAAAGAGCCUUUCCAGGAGCGACACACACCGCCUCCCUCCUCGUCUUCCCGUCAUACGUCCUCACGCACCCGGAGCCGCGCUGACAAUCGCUCUGAGCUGAACAGGAAGCGGCGGGCGCCCAUCGAUGACGACGACCCAGCAGCCCACCAGGACAAAAUGGACUUCCAGAUCUCCUUAGAAGUCUGUGCCAGGUGGCUCCAUUCAGGGUCGUCCAACAUGGCCGUCAUCGAAGUUCCCAUGAUUUCCGGUUUUCGAGCAGAUAUUGAGAGUCUAGAGAGGCUGCUGAUGGACAAGCGAGUGGGUCUGAAGAGAUACGAGCUGAGUGGAAGAAAAGUGUUGUUCUACUUUGAUGAGAUCCCCAGCCAGUGCAUGACGUGUGUGGCUUUUCAAGCUGUCAGGGAAUACAUUGUGGGCAAGACAGCGCCUGUUCCGGUCAAGAUCUAUGACUACUACGAACCAGCCUUUGAAGCCACCCGUUUCUACAACGUUAGUGAGAGCAGCCCGCUAGCUCGGGAGCUGUGUGACGGGCCCACAUGCAACGAGGUGGAAAGUUCAACCAAUCAGUGGAUAGGUUUUGUGCAGGCAAACCAGUGCAACAAUGUGUUUGGCUGCCUGGAGGAGGAGCAGUUUGAGCGCUGCACUUGCUACAGGGACUGUGGUUACGACGGGGAGCCGGUAUGUGGGUCAGACGGUCAGCUCUACCAGAACCAGUGUCAGAUGGAGGUGUUUGCCUGUCGAAACGGGACACGCAUCAAGCAGGUUCCCCUGUCCCAGUGUCCUCACAUGGAGACCACGGUGGAGGACAGGCAGCCAAUAGUAACCCAGGAAACUGAGCAGCCUUCCAUGCCGGUACACACAGGUGAAGAGGAGCAGGGGUCCAUGGCAGAGGUGUCCUACUACUCCUAUGAAUACGACCCGGACUCGGAGCAUUUCCUCGCUGAUGCUGAGGGAGGAGACCAUUUUGACCUCCCUGAAGGUGGGGCGAACGUAGAGCAGAAGGUGCUCCUGCCGGCAGAAACCCAGCUACCCACACUGGACACAAAAAACACCCCUGAGCGAUGAAACGCUGUCUGAGUGAAGCCAUACUCGCCUCCAAAUUGUACAUUAUUUGUGAAUAUGCUAGUGAAUGGAAAGAGAAGAGAGACGUGGGACUGGUGCAGCCUGAGAGGAAUAGAUAAUGGAGUCUGGAGAGUGUGUGUGUUUAGGAAUGGAGUGUGUGGAUGCAUUUGUGUGUGUGUGUGUGUGUGUGUGUGUGUGUGUGUGUGUGUGUGUGUGUGUGUGUGUGUGUGUGUGUGUGUGUGUGUGUGUGUGUGUGUGUGUGUGUGUGUGUGUGUGUGUGUGUGUGUGUGUGUGUGUGUGUGUGUGUGUGUGUGAGUGUGUGUGAGAAAGCUAUUAGGGUAGUCUCCUCCAGACUUGUAUUGUUCUUCCUGCAGGCUCCUGGUCACCAAUAGGCACCAUAGCAUCUUUGUUAUUCACUGUACUGCCUUUAUAAUCACUAGAAUAAAUAAUCAAGUAUUUAUGUUUGUAAUUACACCCGACUUUAAGCAAAAAUAUUUUGUUAUAUUUUCUAUCUGUGGUAUUUAUUUGUAGCUAGAUGUCAUAUCAUUUUUAUUUUAUUCUAUUGUCAUUGCCCCUCUCAUACUCUCUGGCCUACAUUCAAAAGAUACGUGCUGUCAAAGGCUUUUACUCUGCUUCAUAGCAAGCUUUAACCCACUUAUUGAAAUGUUUGAUGACAUCCCUGCGCUGGUAUCCUGCUGGAAGAAGACAUAUGCUAACCAUAUGCUUCACAGAAACAUAAGCUCAAAUGUUUUUCAUUUUAAAGAUUUUUUGGGGGCUUCUUGCCUUUAAUGCUCAGCACCGUAGAGAUCGACAGGGAAACAUAAAGACGGAGAACACAUCGGUGUUCUCGUACACACCAUCAACAUUUACUCUCAAGUCACCUUCCUUUCUACCUUGAGAUUUGAUUGUACAGUUCAUAAGCUAUUUUGUUUUUGUUCAAUUUUGAUUCGUGAAGCAAUCAACUUAAAAAAGAAAUCAAGAAUGAAGUUUUGAAUCUCUGUAAAUUGACCAAAUUUGAUUAAAUGUAGCCCCGAUUCACAACAAAAAUGUGCUUUUUAAGACAAACGAGAAUAAAAUUUGUAUACAAUCCAA
Molecule: messenger RNA, 7147 nt
Organism: Eleginops maclovinus (Patagonian blennie)
Lineage: Eukaryota; Metazoa; Chordata; Actinopteri; Perciformes; Eleginopidae
Gene: cpamd8
Product: C3 and PZP like alpha-2-macroglobulin domain containing 8
Exons: 44
Coding region: 452-6058 (1868 amino acids)
Cellular component (GO): extracellular region
Molecular function (GO): endopeptidase inhibitor activity; protein binding
Source: RefSeq, a predicted model, not a curated record